Messenger RNA from Cucurbita maxima (winter squash), 1502 nucleotides. Its product is annotated as phytochrome-associated serine/threonine-protein phosphatase. Gene Ontology annotation, cellular component: cytoplasm. The transcript has 10 exons. Gene Ontology annotation, molecular function: protein serine/threonine phosphatase activity. The record is from RefSeq and is a predicted model, not a curated record. Gene Ontology annotation, biological process: peptidyl-serine dephosphorylation. NCBI's taxonomy places the organism in Eukaryota, Viridiplantae, Streptophyta, Magnoliopsida, Cucurbitales, Cucurbitaceae. Bases 195 to 1106 code for a protein of 303 amino acids.
UGUUCAGAAAUUAACCGAAGGGCGCGGACGGAGAGUGUGAUAGAUCUGUCUGGUCAGCGUCGGCUCGUUCCACUGAAAUUUUCAAUUUCAAUCGGAGUUCUUGUUCUUGUUGUUCUUCUUCUCUCUCCUGGGUUGUUUUGUUCUUCUCGCGCCAUUUUCACUCUUCUGUUGCUGGCAAUCCGAGGAACAGGGACAUGGAUUUGGACCAGUGGAUCGUUAAGGUCAAGGAAGGCCAGCAUCUUCUUGAAGACGAACUUCAACUUCUUUGCGAAUAUGUAAAAGAGAUCCUCAUUGAGGAAUCUAAUGUGCAACCUGUCAACAGUCCUGUAACGGUCUGUGGUGACAUUCACGGUCAGUUCCAUGACCUGAUGAAACUUUUUCAGACUGGAGGUCAUGUACCAGAGACAAAUUAUAUCUUCAUGGGUGAUUUUGUUGAUCGAGGUUAUAACAGUCUCGAAGUUUUUACUAUUCUUUUGCUUCUUAAAGCCAGAUAUCCGGCUAACAUCACACUCUUACGAGGAAACCAUGAGAGCAGACAGCUUACUCAGGUUUAUGGUUUUUAUGAUGAGUGCCAGAGAAAGUAUGGAAACGCUAAUGUGUGGCGGUACUGUACAGAUGUUUUUGACUACUUGACACUCUCAGCAAUUAUAGACGGAACUGUUCUCUGUGUCCAUGGAGGACUCUCUCCUGAUGUUCGAACCAUAGAUCAGAUACGGGUGAUUGAUAGAAAUUGUGAAAUUCCACAUGAGGGACCUUUUUGUGAUCUUAUGUGGAGUGAUCCAGAAGAUAUUGAAACAUGGGCAGUUAGUCCACGAGGAGCCGGUUGGCUUUUUGGUUCCAGAGUUACUUCUGAGUUCAAUCACAUUAAUAAUCUUGAUUUGGUUUGCCGAGCACAUCAACUUGUACAAGAAGGUCUCAAGUACAUGUUUCAGGAUAAAGGCCUUGUAACUGUAUGGUCUGCUCCAAAUUAUUGCUAUCGUUGUGGGAAUGUAGCUUCUAUAUUGAGCUUUAAUGAGAAUAUGGAAAGAGAAGUGAAGUUCUUCACUGAGACAGAGGAGAAUAAUCAGAUGAGAGGCCCAAGAACAGGAGUUCCUUAUUUCUUAUGAUAAAGGAAAAGGGGUGUUGAUGGUUGACCAUAAUUGUGAAAGUAUCGAGCUAUAUCAUGUUCGGGCGAUACAUCUCUUAAACAACGAUACCUUAAACUUGUUGUUUGCAGGUAGAUCAUUGUUCAGCUUGGAUGGUUGUUUCAUCCUAGGCUGAUAAGAUAGAUAUUUUGGGCUGUGAAUUACGUUGGCAGUAGGUAAUUUAUUUUAUUCAGCAGUUUGCAUUCAUAGUAUGGUUUUUGUUGUUGGGACCGCUUUAAAUCCAUUUGUGUAUUACUAUUGAAAGAAAGAAAAUCUCAGCCAGCCACGCCUGUGCAUUAUAUACUGCCUGUUGAGCAUGUUUUUACAACUCAAAUUCUGACAUUAAUCAAUGUAGAAAGUAUGUAGCCAUGGGAUUAC